GGAGCAUCUGGGGAGCGGACCCCUGUCCUGCCACGCCCCGCCCCCGGCCCCCGCCCCGCGGACGUUGCAUUAGCAUGAGCGACGCAAGUGGCCCGGGCACCACUCGGGGGCUGGGACUCGCCGCGUCACAGCCCCGAGUGGAAAGGAAAAAAAAAAGAGGAGGCGGCGGAGGAGGCAAGAGCCGACGCGAGGGGAGGGGAGCGCGGCGGCGGGGCUAACGGGCGGGCAACCGGUCGGGCGGCAACAGCAUGCCCCUCGGCCAGCGCGGGCGGCCUCUCAGCGCGGUGGGGGCUGCUUUGGGCGCGCUCCGGGCACAGUGCGCCCAGUCUCCCGCCCCGGCCCCUCGUCGCGCCCGCCUUCCCGGCCGCCCCUGAGCCCAGCAGCCGCGGGUCCCGGGAACCGCUAAGAAUAGCGGCAACGCCUAGCCGGACGGAGUCUUUUCCUUUGCCGGGACGCUGGGCCAUGAGCCCCGCGGCCACCUGAGGCACGGGGGGUCUGCUCGGCCAGGACCGCCUCCCCGAAGUACCGUGCCCUCGCCUCUGCACUGCGGGACGCCAGCGCUCGGCCCUGGCGGAGGCGUCCUCGGAAGAGCAUCGGGGUGGGGGCAUGGAACCCGCGGAACCUGCGGGCCAGGCCCGGGCGGCGGCCACCAAGCUGUCGGAGGCGGUGGGCGCGGCGCUGCAGGAGCCCAGGCGGCAGAGGCGCCUGCUGCUGGUUAUCGUGUGCGUGGCGCUGUUACUGGACAACAUGCUGUACAUGGUCAUCGUGCCCAUCGUGCCCGACUACAUCGCCCACAUGCGCGGGGGCGGAGAGGGCCCCACCCGGACCCCCGAGGUGUGGGAGCCCACCCUGCCGCUGCCCACUCCGGCCAAUGCCAGCGCCUACGCGGCCAACACCUCGGCGUCCCCGACGGCUGCGCGGCCAGCGGGCUCAGCCCUUCGGCCCCGCUACCCUACGGAGAGCGAAGACGUGAAGAUCGGGGUGCUGUUUGCUUCCAAGGCCAUCCUGCAGCUGCUAGUGAACCCCUUGAGCGGGCCCUUCAUCGACCGCAUGAGCUACGACGUGCCGCUGCUCAUCGGCCUGGGCGUCAUGUUCGCCUCUACGGUCAUGUUCGCCUUCGCCGAGGACUACGCCACGCUGUUCGCCGCGCGCAGCCUGCAGGGCCUAGGCUCAGCCUUCGCCGACACGUCUGGCAUAGCCAUGAUCGCCGACAAGUACCCGGAGGAGCCGGAGCGCAGUCGUGCACUGGGCGUGGCUCUGGCCUUCAUUAGCUUCGGAAGCCUGGUGGCCCCGCCCUUCGGGGGCAUCCUCUACGAGUUCGCCGGCAAGCGCGUGCCCUUCUUGGUGCUAGCUGCCGUGUCGUUCUUUGACGCAUUGUUGCUGCUGGCGGUGGCCAAACCCUUCUCGGCGGCUGCACGGGCUCGGGCCAACCUGCCAGUGGGCACUCCCAUCCACCGCCUCAUGCUGGACCCCUACAUUGCCGUGGUGGCCGGUGCGCUCACCACCUGUAAUAUUCCCCUCGCCUUCCUAGAGCCCACCAUUGCCACGUGGAUGAAGCAUACGAUGGCGGCUUCCGAGUGGGAGAUGGGCAUGGCCUGGCUGCCGGCCUUCGUGCCUCAUGUGCUGGGCGUCUACCUCACCGUGCGCCUGGCGGCGCGCUACCCACACCUGCAGUGGCUGUACGGCGCGCUGGGGCUGGCUGUGAUCGGCGCCAGCUCGUGCAUCGUGCCCGCCUGCCGCUCCUUCGCGCCGCUAGUGGUCUCGCUCUGCGGCCUCUGUUUUGGCAUAGCCCUAGUCGACACAGCACUGCUGCCCACGCUCGCCUUCUUGGUGGACGUGCGCCACGUCUCAGUGUAUGGCAGCGUCUAUGCCAUCGCCGACAUCUCCUAUUCUGUGGCCUACGCGCUCGGGCCCAUAGUGGCGGGCCACAUUGUGCACUCGCUGGGCUUUGAGCAGCUCAGCCUUGGCAUGGGUCUGGCCAACCUGCUCUAUGCUCCCGUUUUGCUGCUGCUCCGCAACGUGGGUCUCCUGACGCGCUCCCGUUCCGAGCGCGAUGUGCUGCUUGAUGAGCCACCGCAAGGUCUGUACGAUGCGGUGCGACUGCGUGAGCGUCCUGUGUCUGGCCAGGACAGCGAGCCUCGCAGCCCGCCUGGCCCUUUUGACGAGUGCGAGGACGACUACAAUUACUACUACACCCGCAGCUAGCAUCCCCACUCCUCCUCCAGCCCACCCACCCGCCUUGGGUCAAGGGGGCUGCUCUGCAAGCCCACGGGCCAGCUCUGGCUCAGGGUCCACCUCCUCCAGCCAGUACCCCAACCCCUCCUCAACCAUGACUUCUGCCCGAAUCCCCUCCCUGUGACCCACUCCAUAUCCCUUUCUCUCUUGUCCAGUGGGGCUUGGAGCACCGAGGCAAGCGAAGUCAUCGCGCUCCUUGCAGAGGUGAUGAGGACCCCGAGUCCCCAUCUGUGGCUCCCCUGUGUAGAGCCUGCAUCUGUCUGUCCUUCCUUCCAUUGCUCUCAGUGCCAAACUUGGGCCGCUGCACCGCGGUGCCUCCGCCCAAAUCAAUAAACCGUGUCUGUCCUAGGA
Chlorocebus sabaeus (green monkey) is the source of this 2586-nucleotide messenger RNA. It is a transcript of the gene SLC18A3, whose product is annotated as solute carrier family 18 member A3. The record is from RefSeq and is a predicted model, not a curated record. Gene Ontology annotation, molecular function: acetylcholine transmembrane transporter activity. Gene Ontology annotation, cellular component: terminal bouton; AP-2 adaptor complex; AP-1 adaptor complex. NCBI's taxonomy places the organism in Eukaryota, Metazoa, Chordata, Mammalia, Primates, Cercopithecidae. Gene Ontology annotation, biological process: chemical synaptic transmission; transmembrane transport.